AUUCCUCGGGGAGGGCGGCUGAGUUUCGUGCGCCUCGGCCGCUGCGCGCGCCGCUCCGGGCCCCGCCGCGCCCCGCCCGCGCCCGGGACCGCGCCGCGGCGCUCACGGCCCCGCUUAUUUGUCUUUGGAGCAGGCGGGCCGCGCCAGAAGCGGGCGAUCCCGCAGUGUCCUGCAGCCGCGGACGCGCCGGCCGGGAUGACACCGCGCUGAGCCCGACAACAACAACAACAACAAGCGCCGCCGCGUCCUGCUCCGCGCCGCCCGCCCCGCGCGGCCGGUGUAUGCGGCGCCCGCCCGGGACGCGCUGACCGCGGCCGCCGCUCCGCAGGCGCCGAGCAGGGCGAGCGCGGCCGGGCGGCCGCCUGCGCCGAGCCCGAGCCCGAGCGCCGCCGCGGGAGCCCGAGGCCGGCCGGAGCCGCGGCCGCCCAGCAGGGUUCAUGUUCGGGAUCCAGGAGAACAUUCCGCGCGGGGGGACGACCAUGAAGGAGGAGCCGCUGGGCAGCGGCAUGAACCCGGUGCGCUCGUGGAUGCACACGGCGGGCGUGGUGGACGCCAACACGGCCGCCCAGAGCGGCGUGGGGCUGGCGCGGGCGCACUUCGAGAAGCAGCCGCCCUCCAACCUCCGGAAAUCCAAUUUCUUCCACUUCGUGCUGGCGCUCUACGACAGGCAGGGGCAGCCGGUGGAGAUCGAGCGCACCGCGUUUGUGGACUUUGUGGAGAAAGAGAAAGAGCCCAACAACGAGAAGACCAACAACGGCAUCCACUACAAACUCCAGCUGCUCUACAGCAACGGGGUCAGGACGGAGCAGGACCUGUACGUUCGCCUCAUAGACUCCAUGACCAAGCAGGCCAUCGUCUACGAGGGCCAGGACAAGAACCCGGAGAUGUGCCGCGUGCUGCUGACCCACGAGAUCAUGUGCAGCCGGUGUUGUGACAAGAAAAGUUGUGGCAAUAGGAACGAGACCCCCUCAGACCCAGUCAUCAUUGACAGAUUCUUUCUAAAGUUUUUCCUCAAGUGCAAUCAGAACUGUUUGAAGAAUGCAGGAAACCCUCGGGAUAUGCGGAGAUUCCAGGUGGUUGUGUCGACCACAGUCAACGUGGACGGCCACGUGCUGGCCGUGUCCGACAACAUGUUCGUCCACAACAAUUCCAAACACGGGCGGCGGGCCCGCCGCCUCGACCCGUCAGAAGCCACUCCGUGCAUCAAGGCCAUCAGCCCCAGCGAAGGCUGGACCACGGGGGGCGCCACCGUCAUCAUCAUCGGCGACAACUUCUUCGACGGGCUGCAGGUCGUGUUCGGGACCAUGCUGGUGUGGAGCGAGCUGAUCACGCCCCACGCCAUCCGCGUGCAGACCCCGCCGCGGCACAUCCCCGGGGUCGUCGAGGUCACCCUGUCCUACAAGUCCAAGCAGUUCUGUAAAGGUGCUCCUGGGCGCUUCGUCUACACCGCCCUUAAUGAACCCACCAUAGAUUACGGCUUCCAGAGGUUGCAGAAAGUGAUCCCGAGGCAUCCGGGGGAUCCCGAAAGGUUACCCAAGGAGGUCCUGCUGAAGCGGGCGGCGGACCUCGUGGAGGCCUUGUAUGGGAUGCCCCACAACAACCAGGAGAUCAUCCUGAAGCGUGCGGCCGACAUCGCCGAGGCGCUGUACAGCGUCCCUCGCAACCACAACCAGAUCCCCGCCCUGGGCAACACCCCUGCGCACACCGGCAUGAUGGGCGUGAACUCCUUCAGCAGCCAGCUGGCCGUCAAUGUCUCGGAGACGUCCCAAGCCAGCGACCAAGUCGGCUACAGUCGUAACACAAGCAGCGUGUCCCCGCGAGGAUACGUGCCCAGCAGCACUCCCCAGCAGUCCAAUUACAACACAGUGAGCACUAGCAUGAAUGGAUAUGGAAGUGGCGCCAUGGCCAAUCUAGGGGUGCCGGGCUCGCCUGGAUUCCUUAAUGGCUCCUCCGCUAACUCUCCCUACGGCAUGAAACAAAAGAGCGCCUUCGCGCCCGUGGUCCGGCCCCAAGCUUCUCCUCCUCCCUCCUGCACCAGCGCCAACGGGAACGGACUCCAAGGCUCUCUGCUGGGUGCUGAGGACGUUGCCAUGGAGAAGACAAACUGGCCCUUUUGUGAAGUCGGUGGCAUAUUUCACUUUGAUGAACUAAUGCUCAAAAAAGGAACUGGAAAGCUAUGUCUGGGCUGGUAGUCCCGCCCAUGUAGGGGCGCCCGGCCCGUCGGCACCCGGCACCCACGGACGGACUUCAGGGGACGCGUUUCGCAGACCGCGCCGUGCCGAUGGAGACGGCCUCGCCGCCGCGCCCGCAGCGGGAACGCCACGCAAGACUCUGUUUAAAGAUUUUAUUUAAACUAUUAAGAGUCAGCACCGGACAACCGGCUUCUUCACGAACAAUUCCAUUUUGUUGACUGAACUUUUCUCAUGUUCCCACAUUUCUCAGUCCCACGACGAGGGAGAAGAAAGCGACGCCUAUUUUGUAUAAAGCCCCCGGCUCCGUCCUGGCCGUGUCUCGUACUUGCUAUGUGUUGGGAGAAACUGUGAAUGCGACAUGUGAUGGCCGCGGGGCGCGAUGACGGGGCCUCCAGACAUUCUCUGUGCUCAUAUUAGAUUCACAAUGGUUGUGUAUCUCUAUAAUGUGAAAUAUUUUUUUGUGGUGAAAAAAGGGGGCCAAGGAGGUCUGAGCCAUCAAACUGGAAGAGAGGGUGCCUAUAUGGUUAGUAAGAGAGUUGGGGUGGCAGGGUGGGGGAGGGUUUCCCAUUGCUUAACUUCAUCUUAAGGAAAUGAAACUUUGUAACUUAUUGUAGUUAGAAAUUGUAACUUUGAUAUUGAAUUCUCUUGCCUUCGACAAGCACACUGACAGAGAAGAUGCUACUGUCUGUUGGUUAAAAUAUUCUCCCACCGCUAGAGCUUCCUGUCCGGCAGGUGAGACCUGCGACAUUUUCCAGCUUUUGCUAGCACUGUAUACUAUUGCAUUCUUAGGCUACUGUGAGGUCCAUGUUUCUUGUACCAGGAAUUGUCCUUUUGACUUCUAGAUCCUUCUUCCCUAAUGUGUUUUGUAUGUGGUUAUAAAAUUGUAGACUUUUGUGAUUUUGCCAAAGUUGUAGCUAAAUAUUUAUACACUUGUCUUGAAUUUUUUUCAGAUCCACUUAAAUAUUUAGAAAAAAAAAAACAAGUUUUGUUCCUUAUGUGUCCUAUAAGGAAUAAAAUGGUCUCCAUUCUACACUUUUCCAUGAACACUUGCAGUUGCUAAGGGAGUUUAUUUUGUAACAUAUCAAUUAUAAAUAUUGUAUUUAUCUUUGAGAUUUUGUACAUCGCGUUUCCGCCCUUUGCGUCCUGGUUCUCGAGUCUGUGUUGGCUGGACACGGCCCGGCGCGGUGCUGGGGAGGCCGGCGCCCGGCGCUGGGGCCUCUGCACUGGCCAGUGUCCGCCUCUCGUGUAUGCUUUGCAGCCUGGCUCCCGUGCUAUCGUUCCGACGUUCCAUCCUUUUUUUUUUUUUUUUUAUUUUGAGGAAAAGUCAAAUUCAUUGUUUAUUUUUAUAUUAUUUUUAAGUUAUCUGAACAAAUACUUUUGGAAAAAAAAAAGCUCGUUGUAUAGUCAGAGGAAGACGGUGCCGCUGGCCCAGUAGACGCUGCAUGUGGGCGGCCGCGGGGGCGGUGCCCGUGGGCUGUGUCCUGAUUUGGUUUUAUUUUUUUGUAGAAUGUAAAAAGUCAUUUUAGCUGCCACCCAUGACUUUGCCACAUAGCUGAACUGUGUUUACUGGAAAAAUUCAGAGGCCUAAAGUUUAAAAUAAAAUUUACUUCUGAUGUUUUAAUUAAAAUGUUUGCCACAUUAACUUCUCUGAUGCCUUAAAAGUGGACUUCUUUAAAGAACCUCUGUGCUACUUUAUCACAGGCUGACACCACAAUGUUGAUCAAUAUUUCAUUUGGAGAUUUAUGAUGUAACACGCGCACACACGCACGUGCACACACGUGCACGCACGCACCCGUGCACACACACGAAAGCACAAG
Molecule: messenger RNA, 4009 nt
Organism: Talpa occidentalis (Iberian mole)
Lineage: Eukaryota; Metazoa; Chordata; Mammalia; Eulipotyphla; Talpidae
Gene: EBF3
Product: EBF transcription factor 3
Exons: 17
Coding region: 438-2192 (584 amino acids)
Biological process (GO): regulation of transcription by RNA polymerase II
Molecular function (GO): RNA polymerase II cis-regulatory region sequence-specific DNA binding; DNA-binding transcription factor activity, RNA polymerase II-specific
Source: RefSeq, a predicted model, not a curated record